AGUACGCGUAGGAACUACUGUUCAGCGAGUCAUUAAUCGACGUAGAAAAGACAUGAAUCUCUGUUACUUCGGGGCUGUGGUUAUAUGGAUAGCAACCGUGACAGCGACAUUGGAAUCUGAUUCCCAUGGAAACUGGAGCAACGAAAAGAAGUUUUUAGAACACGUUUACGAACAAGAGAUACUCGAUUACCAGAGGAAAGAGGAGACUAGAAACGUGGAGGAUCAGUCUCAGAAUCAACGUGGAAGAACUUCCAAUUUCUCUCAGACUGAGAAAUCUGUCGAGGAAGACCAAGAAGAAGCACUGUCUAUGAAACUUCAUAGUGGAGGGGACGAAAAUCAUGGAGUGAACGAACCCAAACAGCAAUUUUCCAAGCAAGUAGUUCAACCGUACGUUCUACCCCUAAAAAAAGAGAACGUUUCAGAAGAUACUUUGUCACUCGAUAACCUUUCGAGGUCAACGAGGAAUGACGAAAGUGCGGCUAACGAAACAGUGACAGUGAAAUAUAUUCCUGCUCAGGAGAUUAUCGUGAAAGACCCGAGCGCAACUGCCAAGUAUCCUCCCCAGGAAAAUGGUUUCAAUGACCUGAGUCAGAUAAUUUCCCAAGAAAACGUCGAUAUCGAAAGCACGGGGGAAUUUGGACAACGAGUUCGUUCUGCACCUGCAUUUAGGCAAAAAACCAAUGAGAAUUUUCCACGAUUCAGACCAAAACAGAUUACCGAUGCCUCGUCCUCUUCCGAAGAUUACAGGAAACACUACAGGAAGAGCUUCCGUUCUCACGUAUCCAAAAAAUUGAACAUUUCAGAAAGUAAUUUGAGUGUAUUCGCGAAAGAUCGACCCCCUUUUGCUUUGACAAGGACCACAGAACCUCAGAGGGGCUUGAAGCAGGGUGAAAUUGAAGGAGACUAUACCGACAAUCCAUCCACGGUCAAGGACACCUUUUCAUCCACUUCAGCUCCUAUAGUAUCGGUUUCAUUGGGUAAAUUUUCCGGACCAAUAGUGGUACCUGAUCUUCCUCAGCAGAAGAAAUAUUCCUACAUUACCAUCGCUGAUCAUUCCGAAGACAGUGAAAAGAAGCCAAUUGGAACACAAGCGGAAGUAGCAAAGAAAACUUCAGAAAAUAGCUACCCGGCAGCCUCGUCCGUUGUUCUGAAUCCUCUCCAAGUUGGUGUCGCCUUGAUGAACGCAGGACAGGACAUAAAUUUAGUCAACGACCAAGUCACUUCUGCAAAAUAUCCCCAAGGUGAGGCUGAUACUUCGCACGCUACUGUCAUCGACAAUGAGAGCCUGAUUCAAAGCGAUGCUCCGGAGUCUAGGAACUCGAGCUUCCAAGAUGAUCAAGUGUCACAGCAGGAGCAGAUUUACGAAGUGGUGGCUACAAACUUGCCCAGCCAGACGGUUGAGAUCCAAAAAUCGGUGGAGGUAUUUCACACAGCACCUGUGCACGAGAUUCACUACCCCGUGGAGUUCGUUCCUCAUGCUCAACCUCUGACAAAGCAGCGUCUUCAGGAAGACUACAGGAAACCAACGAGAAGUCAGUUUAAAGAUCAGAAAUCGAAUCAAGUUAACGUUUACAGGAGCAACGAAAUUUCCGAUGAAAAUAAUCUUAAUAGCCAGAAACGUAAUCCUUACGACUAUAACGUGAACGAAAACGACGUCACCUAUUCGACAAGUAGCAGUCAAGCCGAACAGACCUUACCUGUGGCUCGGCCUAUAGAGACCAAACCCAUUGUUGAAGUUAAGGAUCAAGUGAAUAGUGCUCAGUAUGAUCAAACAGUGCUUAAACAUCCCAGAGUGCAAGAAAUUCCUGAGGCAAGUAUCAAACAGAGUUACUACGAAUUAUCCAAAGGGUCAACUUCUAAUAUUGCGCAACCACCGAGAGGAAUCGAUAGCCUUCCAGGAUUGACAAACCUAGAAAACCUUCAAGGGACUCAAGAAGUACCUCAAAUGUUAGUAACGAAGGUUAUAAACGAACCACCAACGGAAGUGAGGUUUCUGAUGUCGGUACCACCAUCGUAUUCCGUGGAGAAGACCAUUCACGCACCUCAUCCAGUAGAAGUGGUAGAGAAGAAGAUGCCGUUUCCGGUAGAGAAAUUGAUAGAAAAGCAAAUAACAAUUCCUCAACCAUUUCCCGUACAUGUACCGAUAGACAAAAUCAUAGAGAAGCAAGUGCGAAUACCAUAUCCUGUUCACGUGGAAAAGGUGGUUGAGAAGAAAGUACCAUUCGCCAUUCAGAGAUUUAUUAUACCUCUACCAAUUCAUUUCAGAAUCCCUCAGCCAAUUCCAAUUCCGGUGGAGAAGGUAGUAGGAAAGCCUGUGCCAGUACCUGUAGAGAAGGUGGUACAUUUGCCUAGACCCUACACAGUGGAAAUCGAGAAAAGUAGACCAUAUUCCAUAGAAAAUACCAAACUUAUUAAGUCUGGUCCAAUUUACAACAUUCAGUCUGAUGAUAAUUAUCAGCAAGGAAUCAGACCAAAUUUUCAGAUACCGUUGGAACCGCUUUAUGGGUCUGAUAACGAGCAAAAUUAUUAUAAUUCCACGGCUCAAUUUUAUGAAACUGGAUAUUUGGCCUUGAAUCGCCCUCCUACUAGGCAACCGUCCAUACAUACUUUACCGAAGAAAUUUGGGUCGUAUGGGAUUCAGCAUCCUCAUUCGAUAACUUAUACGGUCAAUAAUGGUAAUUUGGUAUCUUAUGGAAGAACCUCGGAGAAGGACAAGAUCAAGGACGAGUAUGUGGGUCCUGUGCCAAGGAAGGUACAGGUCUCCCUUGGCGUGCAAUCUAAGUCUUUGUAUUCGUCACCGAAUGCUCAGGCAACGUUGAGAAGAACGAGGCAAGAAGCCGUGGGGAAUACCGGUAGCUUCAGACAAUCAAAAAUGGAGUAUGGGUUCAAACCACCCAUGGUGCCUUCUGUGCAAUACGAUGAGCAAACUGCGACCAAAGUAGAGUAA
This is a messenger RNA of Eufriesea mexicana, 2947 nucleotides long. Its product is annotated as titin. Lineage: Eukaryota; Metazoa; Arthropoda; Insecta; Hymenoptera; Apidae. The record is from RefSeq and is a predicted model, not a curated record. The transcript has 4 exons. Bases 53 to 2947 code for a protein of 964 amino acids.